AUUAUCAAUUUCAGAAUACGUGGAGGAUCUUAAUAUUGGUUAAGCGGGUACCAUCCGGAUAAUUAUUCUCAUAAAGUGUGGUUGAACGGAACUGGUCAAUUCCGGUGGAAAGAUAUAUCAAAGCAUAAAAUGAGUUCUUCAACAAAGAAAAACAAGUUUGGAUCUUGAACGUGAGCACUUUGAAAAAUUUCAGAUUUUCCACUUGGACUAAACUAAGUCAAUAAAUAUAAUAACUAAAUAAAAAGAUUAACGAGCGGACUAACGGACAUUUUUUGAUGUUACUAAAUAAAUAAUAAGACAUCUCUUCUGAAUAAGAGACUUUUUUUUUUAAUAAUUAUCCUAAAAAUCCUCUUCAUAAUCAUUAACAAUGUCGCCAAUAUCUCCAGUAUCAACUAAACAAUUACAACAUCAGAGUAUUAGUAUCAGCAAAGCAGUUAACCCAACAGAGACUCCGGUUAAAGAAAAGCAUGUUAGGAGUGCUAUUAUUGGUACAUAUCAAGAGAAAAGUGGAGCAAUCUUUUGGAUGUUUAUUUUACGCCAACCAUUACAAGAAAAUCGUAUUGUCGCUUGGAAGUUUUGUCAUGUUCUACACAAAGUAUUGCGAGAAGGUCAUCCACGAGUUAUUGCUGACUCACAAAGACACAGAGGCAAACUUGAAGAUCUUGGCAAAAUGUGGCAACACUUGAGAGAAGGAUACGGGAAAUUAAUUUAUUUAUAUAUUCGAUUACUUGUCACUAAAUUGGAUUUUCAUAACCGCAAUCCUGGUUUACCGGGUAAUCUUCAAGUUACUAAUGAAGAAUUGGAAGCUAUCGGUGAAAACGACAUUAAUAUUUAUUUUCAAAUGUCAGUAGAAAUGUUUGAUUACAUGGAUGAUAUUUUAAAUUUACAAAGAGCUGUAUUUGGAUCAUUAGAUUUAUCAAGAUCGAAUUCAAUGACUCCUUGUGGACAAUGUCGACUAGCUCCAUUAAUACCGUGUAUCCAAGAUGCCUCUCAACUUUAUGAUUAUUGUGUUAAAAUAUUAUUCAAACUUCAUGGUGCUUUACCAGCUGAUACCUUAAAAGGACAUCGUGAUCGUUUUUCUAAACAAUUUUAUGAUUUAAAAACAUUUUAUAAUACAAUUAAACAUAUGCAAUAUUUCAAACAUUUAAUUACUAUCCCAGGAUUACCUGAAAAUCCACCAAAUUUUUUAAUUCAAUCUGAAUUAAGAACAUAUGUUACUCCAGUCGUUAUAUUGCCACAAGAAGAAUCAAUCGACCACGAAUCAACUGUAGAUAGUCUUAUUGAUACUUCUGAUACAAAUUCAAUGCCCGGAGAUCAAACUGAUGUCGCCAGAAAUGGUUCAAUAUCACCAGACGUACUUGCUGAGAGAGACAGUUUGAUAGAUCAUUUACAUCAUGAAAAUGGAAGGCAAAGAGAAGAAUUGCAUAGAUUUUUAUCAGAACAUCAGAAAAUUGUGGGUGAAAUGAAACGUCACAUUAGAGAACUCGAAUUGAUGAUUACAACAAAAGACAAUGAAGUAGAUCAACAAAAACAAUUAUGUGACGAUUUGGGAAAACAAAGCGCUGAUGCGAUACUCAAAGUUAGAGAACUUGAAGAUAAAAAUAAACUCAUUGAUGAAAAAUUUCAAAAGUUAAAGGAGGUUUAUUCCAAAUUACGAGAAGAACACAUUAACUUAAUUCGAAAGAAAGCCGAAGUUGAUAAACAACUAGGAGGAAUUAAAAUAUCAUUAGAACAAGCAGAAAGACGUACUCAAGAAGCUGAAAAAUGUCUUCAAGAGCUUAACCAAGGACAAGCAACAGCUGAUCAAGAAGCUGAAAGAGUUGCUAAAGCUCGCUCUGAAUUGGAUGAAGUCAGAAAACAAUUCGAUGAAGCUAAAACUGAAAAUUUAGCUCUUAUAGCAAAAAUUGAUUUUAUAUCAUCAGAAAAAGCAGUUUCUGAAGGUGACCUUCAUGAUUUGUUGGCUCAAAAAGAAGAAUUGGAUUUACGAAUAAAUCAAUUGGAAACUGAAAUUGAAAGAACUCGUGCGCAAGGAAAAAAAGAUCUUGAAACUACUCAGUGUGAGCUGAUUUUAAAUAGCAUCUCUUGUGCAGAAGCUAUGAUACAAAACGCAUCAAGUGCUAUUGAUAAUCCGGCUAUAUCGGCUUUAACCUGUACCCCAGAUUAUCUUGAAAGCUUAUUAAAUCCUGCAUUACAAUUAUUAAAUGAUCUAGAAACUUUAUAUAAAAGUUAUGAAACUGAUUUUAAAGAUGGAAAAUCACUGAUUCGUACUGUAUCAAAUGUUGCAUAUAAUUUAGCUAUAUAUAUAAUUCACGCAAAAUCAACUUCAAAUACAUCAACAGACAUAUCACUGGAUGAUAAAUUAACUGAAGAAUGUAAAUUACUUGCUACUCAAUCGCUGGCAAUGCUUACCAGUAUAAAAGAAAAAUCAACCAAUUCUGUAGAUAUGAUAAAUCAUGUUAAAACGCAAUUGAAUGUCAUUUCAAGAGUAGCUAAUACUUUAUCGAAAGCGAGAGGUAAUGUUGAUCUACUUGGUGAUUUAGUGGAAAAUGAACUUCACAGUAUGGAUAAAGCUAUUGAAGAAGCAGCUAAUAAAAUGCAAGAGAUGCUUAAUAAAUCACGUGCUGAUGAUUCGGGAUUAAAACUUGAAGUGAAUGGAAAAAUUUUGGAUUCAUGUACAGAGUUAAUGAAGCGUAUUAGAGUUUUGGUCAAAAAAUCUCGUCUGUUACAAACAGAAAUAGUUGCGCAGGGUAAAGGUACAGCUUCGGCUAAAGAAUUUUAUAAAAGAAAUCAUCAAUGGUCUGAAGGUUUAAUAUCUGCUGCGAAAGCUAUUGCGAUGGGAGCUAAUUUUCUAUUAGAAGCUGCUGAUAAAGUGGUAUUGGGUAAUGGUAAAUUUGAACAGCUUGUCGUUGCGUCACAAGGCAUCGCUGCAUCAACAGCUCAAUUAGUUGUAGCAAGCAGAGUGAAGGCUGACAAAAACAGCAGGAACUUAGCUGGACUUUCGGAAGCUUCAAGAGAAGUUACACAAGCUACGGGUAGUGUUGUUGCUACUGCCAAAAGUUGUGGACAACUUAUUGAAGAAAAUGAUGAUUUAGAUAUGUGUGGAUUAAGUCUCCAUCAAACCAAAAGACUCGAAAUGGAAGCGCAGGUACGCGUUCUUGAGUUGGAACAAGCAUUGGAGACUGAAAGAUUAAGACUGGCUGCACUACGUCGUCAUCAUUAUCAGAUAGCCGGUGAAAAUGAACAGUAAAUUAUUAAUAUUUAUUGAUUAAUAUUAAUAUAUAUGUGACAAAUUUUAAUUCGUUUUAUCUCAACACUAAAUGACUAGUUAAUGAGUACUAAAAUUAUCAUUUAGACGUUAUAAAAAUAAGAUAGAACUGUUUACUCCAUGCCCACAGAGAUUCAAUGAUACUUUUGACAUUGAGUACGGACUUUUAAAAAUACAAUUGACAUUAUUGAUAAACAUAUAUUAUUUGCAUUCAAUUGCAGAGUAACUAUUAAGCAUUAUUUAAUUAUUAAUUUUUUUUUUUUUUUUUUAUUUAUUAUAUUUAAUAUUUUUUCUUUUUUCAUGAUUAACAUAUGAGUACACUAACUGUACUACAAAUGAAA
Messenger RNA from Cotesia glomerata, 3606 nucleotides. It is a transcript of the gene Hip1, whose product is annotated as huntingtin-interacting protein 1. The record is from RefSeq and is a predicted model, not a curated record. The coding region runs from base 368 to 3247 and encodes 959 amino acids. Gene Ontology annotation, cellular component: actin cortical patch; clathrin-coated vesicle. Lineage: Eukaryota; Metazoa; Arthropoda; Insecta; Hymenoptera; Braconidae. Gene Ontology annotation, molecular function: clathrin light chain binding; actin filament binding; clathrin-cargo adaptor activity. Gene Ontology annotation, biological process: clathrin coat assembly; actin filament organization; endocytosis. The transcript has 12 exons.